This is a messenger RNA of Closterium sp. Yama58-4, 1131 nucleotides long. The record is from the annotation of a GenBank genome assembly. Lineage: Eukaryota; Viridiplantae; Streptophyta; Zygnematophyceae; Desmidiales; Closteriaceae.
AUGAUCUCCUAUCGCAAGCGAUGUGCAGUCGUACAACUUGUCCCCGCCGUACGAUCGAAGGCGUCGGCGUCGCGUCCGUACAGUGACUGCUGUAACUGCGAUCCUUUCUUUCCCUGCGUCGUGCAGAGCGAUGCAGUUUGGUUGACUGCGGCGCUUCAGCUCAUCGGAUCUGCGCAAUCCUAUGAUCGUGGCACAAUGAGGCUGCUCCUUGUGCUCGUGGUGGCGCUCUUGACAGGUUCCUCGGGCUUUCUCUGGAACAACCGCCGCCCUGUGUCAGUCGCGGAAGCUGUCACGUAUGUGGUGGGCGGGAAAAAGGGCUGGCCAGCAGUCGCUACUUGGAAAAAACCUGAGCUGUUUGCGAGAGAUGUGCUGGUUUUCAAAUGGAAACCCCGCAGAACGAGGAAUGCUAUAAUCGGCCAGAAGCACAACCUUGCAUUGGCAGUGCCAGCUGGCAUGGAGGCUGCGCCAUCCCGCGGGGCCAUGCCUCCUCCUCGCGCUCCCGCCGAUGCCAAGCCUCCGCCUUCCGCGAAUUCCGCUUCUUCCGCGAAUUCCGCGCUUCCCGCUCCUUCCGUGGCGAUGCCUCCUCCUCCCGCGCGGGCCAAGGGGAAAGCAAGAUCAGAAGGGGGAAUCGCGGAAGGGGAGACUCCGGAGGGGAGCGGAGAGGGGUUAAAUAGGGAAGGGGGCACUCCGAAGGUUGUCCGCAGGGAAGGCGCAAGUGAAGGGGAUGAUCCGCGCGGAAGCACAGCCGAGGGGGAGAGCACUGGCGGAAGCGCGGGAAAAGAGCAUGAGAUCCGGGAAGGGGGGGAGCCUGCUGAAGUGGAGGUGGUGAAGGAUGGCACCGUUGCCGAGGAGAUGGACGUUGCUGCCAAGAGCGCGUACAUGUUUGGCCGCAUCGACCGCUGUGACUUUGUGCUGCAGCACCCCUCCAUCUCCCGCUACCAUGCUGUGAUCCAGUACGGGGAGGACAGCGCUGCGUUUCUCAUGGACCUCCACAGCACGCACAAGACGUUCCUCAACAAGCAGCAGGUCAAGCCAGGCACGUUUGUUCCUCUAAGGGUUGGUGACGUCAUCAGGUUUGGCAUGUCAUCACGCCUGUAUCUCUUCCAAGGGCCUCAGGACCUCAUGCCUGAG